CUCUCCCUGUCCCAUCUCUGUCCCUGUUUGAUGGUCAACGGUUCUCUGUCUUUUCCUCUCCUGCUCUGUCUCUUGUUUCCUGUACCUGCAGGGACCCAGCCCUGGAUCGUGGCAAAUCUGAGCUACCCUUCUGAACUUGUCCUCUUGGGCUUCUCCUCCCUCGGUGAACUGUAGGUCCUUCUGUGUGGGCCCUAUCUCCUUUCCUUCAUGGGAAACUGAAACACCAUCAUCAUAGUCAUGGUCAUAGCUGACACCCACCUACACAAGCCCAUAUACUUCUUCCUGGGCAAUUUUUCCUUGCUGGACGUCAUAGUGACCAUCAUAGUGGUACCCUGGAUGCUCUCAGACAUGCUGGUCUCCAACAAAGCCACCUCCUUCACUGGCUGCAAGGUCGAGUUCCACUUCUACUUUUCCUUGAGUUCCACCUCCUUCUUCACCCUUGACCGCUUAGUGGCCAUCUACUCACUUCGUUACAGCACUUUGAUGAACUGGGCUGUGUGAGCUCAGCUGACGCGGGCUGCCUGGCCAACCCCUUUCCUAGCCAUGGUCCUCACUGUUCUCUCGCGAGGAUUUCUCAACUAUUGCCAUGGCCACAUCAUUAACCACUUCUGUGACAACACACCUCUGCUGCAGUUGUCCUGCUCAGACAGCCUGCUGGAAUUCUGGGACUUUCUGAUGACCCGCUCCUUCCUGGUGCCCCUCAUCUGUUGGGGCUACAUGACCGCUGUGCUGAGAAUCCCCUCAGGCAGCAGCCCCCAGAAGGCUUUCUCCACAUGUGCGUCUUAAUUCACUCUGGUCUACAUCAGCUACAGUGGCACUAUCUCCCCAUAUGGCAGGCCUGGCAAGGCACACUCUGUGGAUGUCAACAGGGUGGACACCUAGGUGAUGGCCAUCCUCGCCCCCUUCCUCAGUCCCUUCAUCCUUACCUUCCACAAUGAGGCGGUCAAGGUCGUGCUCCAGGGGUGGAUGCAGAGACUGAAACGCCUUCACAAAGCACCAGGACCUGACCAGGCUUAGGCAGUUCUAGGAGGAGACAGUGUCCGGUGUGAGGGAGGACCACUGUUGAAUGUAUUGAGGAUUUUUUCUCUGUGCCUCUGAGUGCUAAUUGCAGUGAACCCUCAGUGCUAUCCUGUCUGGCCCAAAACUGUGAAAGGCCACCAUGGAAGUGCUCCCCAUACCUCCUGGAAGCUGCAAGAACUCUGAAGGGAGCUCAGAACCUGAGGAUCCAGCUGCAAGGAUUCCCAGAUAUGGAAGAACAUGGGCUCUGCACAGCACCACCAUGCACGUAUGUGUGUGUGCAGAUGUGUGUGUCUUCAGGGUCUACUUCUCCACACGCACCCACUGCUCGGUGUGUGCACCAUACAUGUUUGGGACUACAGGGGACCAAGAGGAGGAACAGAUAUUACCAAAACAAAACAGUGGUUUUUAACAUCUGUGGAGUUCGUGAUGUUUCAUGUGGUUACUCUCUCAUUUCACCAGUACUGAGUGUACUUUAUGCAUUGGGCACUGUAACAAAUGCAGGAUAAAAAAGUAAAGAGGGCAGAGAUGGUCCUUAUCCUGCCAUGUGACAGGAAGGAAUAAUAAAGAAUAUUCACCCACAGCAGGGAAAGGGCAACGGUGGAUUCCCAGGAGUUUUAUGAGCUCAGUUAGAACAGCAUGGAGAUUAGAUGGGGGCCAAGGGUCACUUCAGAGGCCGCUGGGUAACACAAUGGAUGCAAGGCAGGCAGCCUGAGAAUGCAAUUCAUCAGCUACUUCUAGGGGGGGAAAUGGAAAAAUGGACUUAAAAUGAGGUAAGAACAAGUCAUGCAGAGAUUAUGUGGGUACUAGGGAAUAAACAAUGACAGGGGUUUUUAAAAAGAUAACUUGUCUCCUGCGUGAUUAAACAUUCGUUCGCCUGCAGGCUGGUCAGUGAUAAACAUAGUGAGCUCCUUUGUCCAAUCACAAUAGAAAAUAGAUUUUAA
Molecule: messenger RNA, 1961 nt
Organism: Oryctolagus cuniculus (rabbit)
Lineage: Eukaryota; Metazoa; Chordata; Mammalia; Lagomorpha; Leporidae
Gene: OR6V1
Product: olfactory receptor family 6 subfamily V member 1
Biological process (GO): G protein-coupled receptor signaling pathway
Cellular component (GO): membrane
Molecular function (GO): olfactory receptor activity
Source: RefSeq, a predicted model, not a curated record